AUGGCCGAGCUCCUCGCCGGUGCGCCGCUCUUCCCGGGUCGGUCGGAGAUGGACCAGCUCAACAGGGUGUUCGAUACGCUGGGGAUGCAGGACAUGGCGUCGUGGCCGGGCUUCGCGCGGCUGCCGCGCGCCGGGUCGGGGCUCUGCCACCGCGCCCGGCCGCCCAGCCGGCUACGGGAGAUGUUCCCGGCGCUGUCAGCCGCCGGCUUCGACGUCCUGAGCGGGCUCCUGUCCUGCAGGCCGGACAGGCGGCUCGCCGCCGCGGACGCCCUCCGGUGCCCGUGGUUCGCGGACGCACCCGCGGCGGCGCCUGAGGCCAUGCCAGCUGAUCAGCUGCGAGCCUCCUGCGCCGCCGCCAUGGCUGCCAGCGUACCUGGUGUCGCUGAGGCAAUCAUAGCAUAG
This is a messenger RNA of Setaria italica (foxtail millet), 402 nucleotides long. Its product is annotated as putative cyclin-dependent kinase F-2. Gene Ontology annotation, biological process: protein phosphorylation; regulation of mitotic cell cycle. The transcript has a single exon. NCBI's taxonomy places the organism in Eukaryota, Viridiplantae, Streptophyta, Magnoliopsida, Poales, Poaceae. Gene Ontology annotation, cellular component: nucleus. The record is from RefSeq and is a predicted model, not a curated record. Bases 1 to 402 code for a protein of 133 amino acids. Gene Ontology annotation, molecular function: cyclin-dependent protein serine/threonine kinase activity.